Messenger RNA from Phoenix dactylifera (date palm), 1552 nucleotides. Its product is annotated as putative carboxylesterase 17. NCBI's taxonomy places the organism in Eukaryota, Viridiplantae, Streptophyta, Magnoliopsida, Arecales, Arecaceae. The record is from RefSeq and is a predicted model, not a curated record. Gene Ontology annotation, molecular function: hydrolase activity.
GCAAGCUUCCUUAAAAUAAAAUAAAGGACAUAAUAAUAUUAUUAUUCUAGGUUUCCAAUUUCCAACGGCAACCAAUCGCCGUAACCCCGUUAUAAAACCCCCUCCCGGAGGCAGCGAUGAUUGCAGGAGACCAACUCGCUCUACCCAAAAGAUGGCAGCGACCGAGAACAAGCCGGACCGGGUGGUGGUGGCGGAGCUCCCCGGCUGGAUCCGCCUCUACAACGACGGCUCCGUGGACCGGGCCUGGACCGGCCCACCCCAGGCCCACUUCCUCACCGCCACCGUCCCCCCCUACGACUCCCCCCGCGACGGCGUCUCCGUCCUCGACCUCCCCGCCGAUCCCGCCCUCCGCCUCUACCUCCCGUCCGCCACCAACGCCGGCGACGGCCGCCACCUUCCCCUUCUCCUCCACUUCCACGGCGGGGGCUUCUGCAUCACCCAUCCCUACUGGUCCAUGUACCACCACUUCUACACCCGCCUCGCCCGCUCCGCCGGCGCCGCCGUCGUCUCCGUCGUCCUCCCCCUCGCCCCCGAGCACCGCCUCCCGGCCGCCGUCGACGCCGCCUACCGCGCACUCCUCUACCUCCGCUCCCUCGCCGCCGGCACCGGCGCCGAGCACCCGGUGGCGGAGCGGCUCCGCAAGGCGGCGGACUUCUCGCGGGUUUUCCUCCUCGGGGACAGCUCCGGGGGGAACCUGGUGCACGAGGUGGCGGCGCGGGCGGGGGCGGUGGAGGCGGGUUUCUGGGCGCCGGUGAGGGUGGCGGGGGGGAUCCUCCUCCACCCGGGGUUCGGCCGGGAGGAGCGGAGCCGGUCGGAGGUGGAGAACCGGCCGACGCCGUUCAUGUCGCUGGAGUUGCUGGACAAGUGCCCGGCGAUGGCGCUGCCGAUGGGGGCGACGAAGGACCACCCGAUCACGUGGCCGGUGGGGGAGGCGGCGCCUGCGUUGGAGGGUCUGAGGCUGCCGCCGCUGCUGGUGGCGGUGGCGGAGGGGGAUUUGCUGAGGGACCGGGAGCUGGAGUACUGCGAGGCGAUGAGGAGGGCGGGGAAGGAGAUGGAGGUGGUGAUGAGCCGGGACGUGGGGCACUGUUUCUUUCUCUACGAGGAGUUGGUCGACUCGGAACCGGUCUCGGCGAGCCGGACCGGGGAGUUGAUCGAGGCCAUCAAGGACUUUGUGGCCCGCCACUGAGGGCGCUUUGUUUGGUGGGAAAGGGGUUGGUGGUCGGACCGCACUAAGUUUGCGAACCCCAUCCAAUAAUUUCUCCUCUCUUUGGGUUGCCUCAUGAUGCCAUAAUGUCGGUGUUAUCAUAUUAUUUCCGACUUAUGUUAUUAUUUCCGUCCUGCUGGUGAACCAAAGUUGAUUACCAGAAACUCUACCGAGUAGCCAUGGUUAUAUAUAUAUAUAUAUAUAUAUAUAUAUAUAUAUAGUGUACAUGCUCAUGUAGUUACAACCAUGGAGAUAUUCCCGAAGGAAGGUAUUCUACUCCUAAGAGAGAAACAUCUCCAUCAUAUAAUUACAGCUGUAGAAGAAGAAUCGCGAGUUAUUCCAUUCUAA